Mus caroli (Ryukyu mouse) is the source of this 2232-nucleotide messenger RNA. It is a transcript of the gene Bud13, whose product is annotated as BUD13 spliceosome associated protein. Gene Ontology annotation, molecular function: RNA binding. Gene Ontology annotation, cellular component: RES complex; U2-type spliceosomal complex. NCBI's taxonomy places the organism in Eukaryota, Metazoa, Chordata, Mammalia, Rodentia, Muridae. The record is from RefSeq and is a predicted model, not a curated record. Gene Ontology annotation, biological process: mRNA splicing, via spliceosome.
GCUGCCAUGGCGGCAGCUCCGCCACUCACCAAAGCUGAGUAUCUGAAGCGUUACUUGUCUGGGACCGAUGGUGGCUUGGAAGGAGGUCCCGAGGCCGGUCGCAAGCGGCGCAAAAAACGGCCGAAGCCUGGAGGCGCUGGCGGCAAGGGAAUGCGGAUUGUUGAUGAUGAUGUGGGCUGGGCGGCUAUCUCUACUGCUAAGCUGGAAAAGGAGGAGGAAGAGGAUGGAGAUUUGCCUGUGGUGGCUGAGUUUGUGGAUGAGCGUCCAGAAGAGGUAAAGCAGAUGGAGGCCUUCCGCUCCAGUGCCAAGUGGAAGCUUCUGGGAGGCCAUGGUGAAGAUGGACAUUUUCAUCACGAUGACCAAGAUUCAUCUCCUCCUAGGAGGGUCCGUCAUGACACCCCAGACCCAUCUCCUCCCAGAAAGGCCCGUCAUGACACCCCAGAGCCAUCUCCUCCCAGGAGAGUUCGUCAUGAUACCCCGGAUCUCUCUCCCCCAAGGAGAGUCCGUCAUGACACCCCAGACCCAUCUUCUCCCAGGAAGGCCCGUCAUGACACCCCAGACCCAUCUCCUCCCAGGAGAGUUCGUCAUGAUACCCCGGAUCUAUCUCCCCCAAGGAGAGUCCGUCAUGACACCCCGGAUCCAUCUCCUCCCAGGAGAGUUCGUCAUGACACCCCGGAUCUAUCUCCCCCAAGGAGAGUCCGUCAUGACACCCCGGAUCCAUCUCCUCCCAGGAGAGUCCGCCAUGACUCAGCUGCUUCUCCCCCCAGGAAGUGUCAUCGUAAUUCUUCAGCCGUAUCUCCUAGGAGAGGCCAUCAUGGUUCCUUAGGUACCUCUUCUCCAAGACAGACCCAUAACCACUCCCCUACUGCAGCCCAGCAUAGAAGGACUCUUGACUCUUCAGGUGCACAGCAUCUCAGGAGGGCCCAUCAUGAGUCCCCUGAUUUGGAACUGCACAAAGCCAAAAGUAGUAAAGCUGCAGAAAGAGCCCCUGGCAAGGCUGCAUCCCAGAGUGGGCUAGGACCCUCUCACCCAUCACUCUCCACCAACAGCAAGUACGAGCAUGACUCUGACCUCUCUCCUCCACGGAAACGGCAAGCAAAGGCUCAUUUUGGAGCUAAGAAACAGCUUGAUUCUAAAGGUAUCUACCAAAAAGCCUCUGAUUCAGAUCUUUCUCCUCCACGGAAAAAAAAAAAUUCGGGGCACCAGGAUUCUGAUUCAGAUCUGUCACCACCACGGAACAGAGCAAGGCGCCAGAGCUCUGACUCCGACCUCUCUCCACCCCGGAGAAGACAGAGGACCAAAUCUUCCGAUUCUGACCUCUCCCCACCUCGAAGGAGUCCCCGUCCUGGCAAGAAGGCUGCACACAUGUAUUCCGGAGCAAAAACUGGGUUGGUCACUGAUGUUCAGCAGGAGCACCAGGAACUCAAGAAACAGGACCAGGACACCACAGACCUCGGAGCUCAGUUUGAAUUCACUGAAACUGUAUUUCGGGACAAGUCUGGUCGGAAGAGGAAUUUGAAGCUGGAACGCUUGGAACAGAGGAGAAAAGCAGAGAAAGACUCAGAGCGAGAUGAGCUAUAUGCCCAGUGGGGGAAAGGGCUUGCCCAGAGCCGGCAGCAGCAACAGAAUGUAGAAGAUGCAAUGAAGGAGAUGCAGAAGCCUCUGGCCCGCUACAUAGAUGAUGAAGACCUGGAUCGGAUGCUGAGAGAACAAGAAAGAGAAGGGGAUCCGAUGGCCAACUUUAUUAAGAAGAAUAAGGCUAAGGAGAACAAGAACAAGAACGUGAAGCCUCGCUACAGUGGUCCUGCUCCUCCUCCCAAUAGAUUCAACAUUUGGCCUGGGUAUCGCUGGGAUGGAGUGGACAGAUCCAAUGGCUUUGAACAGAAGCGCUUUGCCAGGCUCGCCAGCAAGAAGGCUGUGGAGGAGCUUGCCUACAAGUGGAGUGUAGAGGACAUGUGACCACCCCACCCCCAGGCCAUGUGACCCCCUGAGGCCAUGUGAUGCUGUGGUACUGGUAGCGCCACCUCACAUCCAGCUCUAAAGGAGUCCUGCUAAGAGACACAGACCAGCAAGUUGCUGUCAGCCUGACCUUUGGACAGGCACCUAACCUUGGCUGUGCCCUCACUGUCUGGCUGGCUUUGGCAGGACACGGUGACUUCUUUAUCCCAGGGUUUGUUCUUGGCCAGUGCUUUCCUUUUUCUUAAAAAUAAACACAUAUUUAUUUUUUUAUAA